Messenger RNA from Carica papaya (papaya), 1949 nucleotides. Its product is annotated as Major facilitator superfamily protein. The record is from RefSeq and is a predicted model, not a curated record. NCBI's taxonomy places the organism in Eukaryota, Viridiplantae, Streptophyta, Magnoliopsida, Brassicales, Caricaceae. Gene Ontology annotation, molecular function: transmembrane transporter activity. Gene Ontology annotation, biological process: transmembrane transport.
CUUGGAGAACCAACAUCUGAUCUCAAAGUUAAGAUAGUGAAGUUGGUGGGUGAUAUGGAGAAGACAUUGUUUUGGGGGCUGAGCCACCUCUUCAUGACAAUCUUCCUGCAUAACUUCGCGGUGUUUAUGGUGAUUCCAGCCAUUACAGAUGUCACCAUGUCUGCGCUUUGUCCAGGAGCUGAUGAGUGCUCCUUUGCUAUUUACCUCACCGGCUUUCAACAAGCGAUUAGUGGGAUGGGGACGCUCGUGAUGAUGCCUUUGAUCGGGAAUCUAUCGGACAAGUAUGGAAGAAAAGCUUUGCUUACGCUGCCAAUCACCCUUACCAUACUUCCCUUGGCAACACUGGCAUACAGCAGAACAAGAAGUUUCUUUUAUGGCUACUACGUUCUCAAGACAUUGACUGCUAUGGUUUGUGAAGGAUCUGUCCACUGUCUUUCUCUUGCUUAUGUGGCUGACAAUGUUCCCGAAGCCCGACGAGCUUCCGCAUUUGGGAUAUUAUCAGGGAUCGCAUCCUGUGCCUUUGUCUGCGGCACUCUUUCUACUCGAUUCCUCUCCACCCCUGCCACGUUUCAGGUUGCCGCAUCAAUGGCGAUUGUAUCAACGGUGUACAUGAGGCUUUUCCUUCCCGAUUCGGUAAUCCACGAUAAUCUUUCUACUCCCAUUAUGUCAAACGAAAAAGUGAAUGUUACACAGCCAAUCGAAGGUUCUCCUAAGAAAAUGGAAGUUUUUAAGACAAUGCCUUCUCUUGGAGAUGUGCUCACCUUGUUGAAGAGCAGCGUGACGUUUUCGCAAGCAGCGAUUGUUUCAUUUUUCAGCAGUCUUGCAGAUGUUGGUCUCCACGCUUCAUUGAUGUACUAUCUAAAGGCCAGAUUUCACUUCAACAAGGAUCAUUUUGCUGACUUAAUGGUCAUUUCUGGGAUUGCAGGGACUAUUUCACAGCUGCUUCUCAUGCCCUUACUGGCUCCUGCAUUGGGAGAAGAUAGGCUGCUUGCAAUAGGACUCUUUUUCAGCUGUGCACACAUGUUUCUCUACAGCAUUGCCUGGUCCUUUUGGGUUCCUUAUGUGGCUGCCAUGUUUUCAGUUUUCUACGUAUUCUCACAUCCAUGUAUAAGGAGCAUAGUAUCUAAACAAGUUGGUUCCUUUGAGCAGGGGAGGGCUCAAGGGUUCAUUUCAGGCGUAUGCUCGUUUGCCAAUGUUAUUUCUCCCUUGGCAUUCUCUCCUCUAACAGCUCUAUUCUUGUCUGAAAGAGCACCAUUCUACUUCCCUGGUUUCAGUAUCAUGUGCAUCGGGUUUGCUUCGAUGAUAGCUUUUCUUCAGAGUGUCAUGAUAAGGAUGGCUCCUCCUAUUUCAAACCAACACAUGAACAAUAGCAGCUGCAUGGAGGCAUAGAUAUAUAUAUAUUUUUUCUUCUUGCAGAUCUGAGUUGUAGAACUGUCAAUUAAAGCUUUUCUGCUUCUUUCCUAGCCAAAGUUUUCAACCAGUCUAUCCAAUGCAUGUAUAGAAUGGUGUUUAUGAGGCUGCUAAUGGGGACAUCCAUCUUAAUGAAAUUGUCUAACGAGGAUGCAGCAUUUGGAAGACCUCUCCUCAUCCAAGAACAUCAGUUACGUUAGAAUUUCAUUAUAUGAAUAUGCUAGAGAAGGGGCGAGGUAGGGGGUAUGGCAUGUAACAAAGUCCUUGUAUUGUGUCAACGUGUAAAAAUAGGGGGAGAACAGGCUUGAACAUCAAAUGGGGAGUAGUUUCUUGUGGUGUAUUCAAUUAGACAAUCUACUUGCACUGUUUUGUUGUUGACGAAAGGGGGGUUAGUGUCGUGUAUUUGUCACUCAGCGGAGCUUUGGGCCCCAAAUAAAGUUAAGAACUGGCCAUCAAACGUGGAAUAUUUUGAGAGACUGUAAAAAUUGUACUCUUAUAUCAGUUUGUCUUGAAAUAAGGUGGUGGGUGGACUUCCAAAA